Manis pentadactyla (Chinese pangolin) is the source of this 1593-nucleotide messenger RNA. It is a transcript of the gene CMBL, whose product is annotated as carboxymethylenebutenolidase homolog. The transcript has 7 exons. Lineage: Eukaryota; Metazoa; Chordata; Mammalia; Pholidota; Manidae. Gene Ontology annotation, molecular function: hydrolase activity. Bases 289 to 1026 code for a protein of 245 amino acids. The record is from RefSeq and is a predicted model, not a curated record.
UCCCCACUGUCCUCUCCCUCCCCUCCUCCUCCUCCUCCUUUCCCCCACUCCCUCCGCUCCAGCCUUCCAGUGAGCCGGGCACGCCGGGCACUGCCACUGGCCGCCGGGGUCCCACCGCGCUCCGUCACAGCGUCCACUUCCGUCCGGGAGGCAGUGCCUCCGCUCGGCCCGCCCCCGACUGUCUCCCGGGCCGCCGGCCGCCUCUCGGGUGGAAGCGGUGUCCAGGCGGCCGGACCAGGCUCCCAGACACUGAAUCUAAGAGAACAGAGCCCAACUUCAUUACCUCCAAUGGCUAAUGAAGCUCAGCCUUGUCCAUGUGACAUUGGCCACAAGAUAGAGUAUGGCGGGAUGGGGCAUGAAGUCCAGGUCCAGCACAUCAAGGCUUAUGUCACCAAACCCUCCACUGACACGGGGAAGGCUGUGGUCAUCAUUCAAGAUAUAUUCGGCUGGCAGUUGCCCAAUACAAGAUAUAUGGCUGACAUGAUUGCAGGAAAUGGAUAUAUAGCCAUUGUUCCAGACUUCUUCGUAGGUCAAGAGCCCUGGGACCCCUCUAGGGACUGGUCCACUUUCCCCGAGUGGUUGAAAACAAGAGACGCCCGAAAGAUCAAUAAAGAGGUAGAGGUUGUCUUGAAGUAUCUGAAACAACAGUGUCACGCCCAGAAAAUUGGCGUCGUGGGAUUCUGCUGGGGUGGAGUGGCCGUCCAUCACGUGAUGAUGAAAUACCCAGAAUUCAGAGCAGGGGUGUCCAUCUAUGGCAUUGUCAAGGACUCUGAAGAUGUGCACAGCCUAAAGAACCCCACGCUGUUCAUCUUUGCUGAAAACGAUGCCGUGAUUCCUCUUGAGCAAGUUGCUUUGCUGACUCAGAAGUUGAAAGAGCGCUGCCAAGUGGAAUAUCAAAUUAAAACAUUUUCUGGGCAAACGCAUGGGUUUGUGCAUCGAAAGAGAGAGGACUGUUUGCCUGAAGACAAGCCCUAUAUUGACGAGGCAAGGAGGAAUUUAAUUGAAUGGCUGAACAAGUAUGUUUAGCCGUCGCCAAGUGCAAACUUUCUCAAAUUAGUUCGCAUCCAGAAAUGUGCUAAAGACCUGGUCAUUUGAUUUAAUUUUCACUUUAUAUAAAAUAAAUCAAGGAAUCCUGAAAUUCAUUAGUUCAUGUGAAACACAGAUUCAGCAGGAAAUGUUAAUGUAUGAAAUAAUUUAACACACACAUGAAUCAAAAUGUAAACAGCAGGUCAGUGCCUGAAAAAUUGGAAUGGUGACAUAAUAUCCUAACUACCUGGCUAUUCAGGGGCUAGCCCAGCUCAGGCCUGGCCUUUCUGGUCUUUAACUGAGCACAUCCUGUAAAAUGAUUAAUGUGGCAAAGCUAUGAAGAAUGCGAACUAUAAACUCGGGAAAAUUAAAUGCCCAGCUUAAUUUGACAUUUACUUCUAUCUUAAUACAGAUGAACUUCUCGUGUAUAUAUUGCAGUUUGAGAAAUACUGAGAUUAAAAUAGGGUUCCAUUGACCUAAUGAUAUCAAGCCAGUAAACCUCCUUUUGAGUUUUUGAAUUUGUACCUUUUCCUAAAAGCUAAUAAAACUGAUGAACUAGUUACCAUC